Toxoplasma gondii ME49 is the source of this 2237-nucleotide messenger RNA. RefSeq names its product Toxoplasma gondii family D protein. The transcript has 6 exons. The record is from RefSeq and is a predicted model, not a curated record. The coding region runs from base 82 to 1896 and encodes 604 amino acids. Lineage: Eukaryota; Apicomplexa; Conoidasida; Eucoccidiorida; Sarcocystidae.
AGAACAACUCUUGUCGACCCUCAGCUUCUGUUGAACGUGGGGUAACCUCAAAACUGUGUUGUCUCAGAGAAAAGCUCCGAAAUGGGCAUUAUAUCUCGGCCUUCUACCCUUUACCUUGUCUUGGCGACUUCGCUCUGGUUGGGGCGGGUGUCUGCUGGACCGUUCGGGUACGACCCAUACGGCCUCGAUCCCUACAAAAAAGAAGACUACAAACAGCAGCACCAGCACGCGCAACACGAAAGUGGAGUGGAACACUCGAAGGCGGCCGUGCACUCAAAACAAGUCUCCCACCCAAGCAAAGAGUACCAGGAGCAAUGCGACAGCAUUCCGUUUUCCAAAGAGGCGACCUGCUCAAUGGCUGUGCCUUCGUCGAAGCCAUACAGUUGUCCAUCACAGGUUUCCUUCGAGGUCUGCGACGUGAAGCCUACUCAUAUACAGGCCAGCUGCUACCGAUUAAUUCAGCAAGAGAGGAAAUAUACAUGCCCAAUCCAAGUUGACUUGCAAGAGCUUUGUGCCGAUGUUCCCGUCUCACGACCAUCGACCUGCACUCGCCAAGUCCCUAGACGCAUCAGGAAACCGUGUGUCAAACAGGUCAACGAGACAGUGUGCAAAGCAGUUGCUGAGAAAGUUCAGUCGACUUGUUACCGACCCAAGCAGGUCACAGAAGAAUACACGUGUCAUCGCCUCGACUCAAAGGAGGAGUGCUCGGUCCAUCAGCACACGGUUCCGUCACUGUGUACUCGCAAAGUCAUCAGCAAGAAGCCGUACGCUCAAAUGGAUACAGUUUAUGAGCAAGAAUGUGCGCAAGUGCAGAAGCACAAAAAGGGAACCUGCAAGCGGCAAGUGCUGAAGACAGAACAGUACCCGUGCACGGAGUUUCAGACGAAGCAGCAGUGCUCCACGGUCCCGAGAGUUGUGAACCGACCCUGCACCGUUCAGACGACGCAGCAAGUGGCAGUCGACUGCACGGAGGUGGUCGACACAGUGCAGGAGAAGCAAUGUGCAAAGAAAAUUAAAGAAACCGUGAUGCAUACCGUGUGCGAGAAGGAACACUACGAACCACCAAAAAAACAAGUCCAUCACCAGAGCGGAAUCUAUAGGCGCCUUGGCCCUGGAAAGAAGGGUUGCAGGGAGGUGCCACAAGAGGUUGAACGGAUUGUGAUGGAGACAUGCACAGAGGUUGUCAAGACGAAAGUUCCCAAAACUUGCUACGAAAGCCAAGUGGUUCCCGUCCGGUCCACCUGCCCUGAGACUGAGAUGGACGAAGUUUGCUUCGAUGUGAAAGAGCCUGUUCAAAAGAUGUGUACACGCGAAGUUCCGACCACCGAGGAUUAUGCCUGCGAUGAGGUGGUCUCUGAAGUCGAGUGCAAGAAAGUGCCUAAGCAGGUUAAAGGGGUCGCGUACAAGGAGUACGAGCAAACGGAGUCUUAUAAGUGCGAAGCAACCGAACAGGUCAAGAAAUGCAAAAUGAUUCCAAUAUUUCAGGCUUCUACGUGUGUUGCUGCUCUCAUGGAUGUGGAGCCGUACGAGUGCGUCGUUAGUGUGAUGAAGGAGAAGUGUGAACAAGUACCCCGAACAAUACCGAACACAUGUAUCGAGGAAGAAUGGGCAACCGAGCAGUAUGAAUGCUACGAAGAAGGCACUGAAAAACGCUGCAAGAAAUUCCCCGUAUACGCAAAUAUGGGGGAGUGUACGACGACAGUUAAGGUGACGGAGGAGUACCCGUGCACACACCCUUCGCUGGAGCAAGUUUGCCGAAUAGAGACUUCAACAGUGGACAACACAUGCUACGAGCCCUCUAUGGACGAACAGAAAUACACAUGCUUCGAAAGACAUACCAGAGAGCAAUGUGAAAAAGCUCCAGUUCCACAGAAAAAAGGCGGCUACCAUCACUAGCCGUACGCUAUAAAAGCGGCGCGUUUAUCCUUUCCCACUUUCCGUGCUCCAAGAGAGAGCCGCGGAAACUGUGUUUAGACUAGAACCUGGUUUACCUGUUUAGCGCCGUCGUGAACGAGACCUAUAUUGCUCUACGUGAUUCGUUCAGUGCGGUGUUCUUCCCGGCCCAAGUUUAGGCCGGUAGCAUUCAAGUCUUCAUCUCCAUGUGAGUUACCCGGGUUUCAAACGGGACUCGAAAAGCAACUGCUUGCGCCGGCUGGCUUUUCGAGGUGUUUCGCCGGGAACUCUGGUUUCAAAACUUCUGGUCGCAGCCGACCCAGUGAUAUUUUUCUGGUGCAUUC